Messenger RNA from Diaporthe citri, 1221 nucleotides. RefSeq lists its product as uncharacterized. Gene Ontology annotation, cellular component: Pwp2p-containing subcomplex of 90S preribosome; small-subunit processome. Bases 1 to 1221 code for a protein of 406 amino acids. Gene Ontology annotation, molecular function: snoRNA binding; protein binding. The record is from RefSeq and is a predicted model, not a curated record. NCBI's taxonomy places the organism in Eukaryota, Fungi, Ascomycota, Sordariomycetes, Diaporthales, Diaporthaceae. Gene Ontology annotation, biological process: maturation of SSU-rRNA from tricistronic rRNA transcript (SSU-rRNA, 5.8S rRNA, LSU-rRNA). The transcript has a single exon.
AUGGCCAACGUCGCCGAAAAGGCGCGCUUCCACCUCGAGCGCGCGGUGCCCCAGCUGCGAGAGUUCGAGGAAAAGGAGAUCUUCUCCAAGGACGAGAUCCGCACCCUCGUCUCCAAGCGCACCGACUUCGAGCACCUCGUCCUCGGCCCCGGCUGCAAGCCCCACCACUUCCAGUCCUAUGUCGCCUGGGAGCUGUCCCUCGACAAGCUGCGCGCCAAGAGGUGCCUCCGCAAGAAGAUCAAGCACUCCACCUCCCACGCCAGCAAUGCCCGCGUCUUCAACAUCUACGAGCGCGCCGUCUUCAGGCACCCGGGGAGCCUCGACCUGUGGACCGACUACCUGGAUUAUGCCGCGCGCGUCAAGGCCACCAAGAGGUGGAGGAAGAUCAUGACCAGGGCCCUGAGGAUGCACCCCAUCAACCCCGGCCUGUGGGCCAGGGCUGGGAGGCGUGCAGCCAGCGACGGCGACAUGGAGGGCGCGCGAGGCAUGUUCAUGAGGGGCUGCCGCUUCUGCAACUCGACCGUCGACCUGUGGGUGGAGUACGCCCGCGUCGAGAUGGAGUGGCUGGCCAAGAUGGAGAAGAAGAAGGGCGGCAAGAAGGGGCUCAAGGGAGCUCGCGCCGAGGAGACAGUCGAGGACGGUGACGUCCUGCGCUUCGGAGACGACGAGUCGGACGAUGAAGAGUUUGAAGACAAGGAGAUCCUGCCCGACCCGAUGGCAGACGAGAACAACAAGAAAGCCAAGGAGGCAAGGAAGGUCUUCUCAGACGAGGCAAUCAAGAAGCUCGAGAAGAGCCCCGCCCUACAGGGCGCCAUUCCCAAGGCCGUCUUCGAUGUUGCCAGGAAACAACCUUUUUUCAGCGCACCCGCUGCCGAGGCCUUCUUCGACAUGUUCGCAACCUUUACAGCCGUCUUGGCCCAGCCUGCCAUCAUCCAGCACGUCCUGGAUGUCAUGGUCGACGAGUACCCAAGACACCCGGCCACGUGUGGCUGUGUUGUCCGGCAACCACUGGUUGGUGUCGAUGUCACGACAGUCGAGUUCCCGAGGGCGUUGCGCGAGGUUCUGGCAAGACUCAAGGCACAGACAGAGACGACCGAGGACAAGGGCAAGCUGGCAGCCAAGACAGUGGCAUGGAUCAAGCCCAUCCUCAAGAGGACUGAUCUGGACGACAAUGUCCGCACCGUACUCGAACACACCAAGCGCAAGCUUGAUAAUGCCUGA